AGCCAAUACAGAGCACACCUCCUCCUUCUCGUCCCCUUUACUCUUUUGAAUGGGGCACUCCUCUUCACUUUUCCUCUCUAUCUUGUGGAGUGUGUGUGGAGGAAGAGCUGGAAAGUGUGUGUAUGUGUGUGUGUGUGUGUGUGGGGAGUGUAGUGACUGUGUGGACAUGUCAUCGUUCACUCUCAGAGUCUGAUCAAGCAGGUGGACGUGGUUGAGACUUUACAUUAUGUCUAAGAUGAGGACCCAGUUUGGAGUUUUGCUUUUAUUAGUCUUGUGGCUGGACUACUCUGAUGCUUGGUUCUGGUCCUGGACUGGUACUACAACUUUGGCCCCAACAGUGGACAAUGAGGGAUCUGGCAGUCCGACAGGUAGUGGAGAACCACCAUCAGAGAGUAUUGCAAGGAUUGGAGCAGAGAUAAUUGACGAGGGACGUGGGAUCCAAAAGGUUCUGCAGUUUUGGGAUGAGACCACUAAGGCUCCUCGACUGACCACUCCAACUCAACCGGAGAAAGAACUUGCAUCAGAAAAGAGAACAGAAGGGAUUUCAUCACACAAACCUAAACCUGAAGACAGUGGAGUCUCCCUGCUACAGCUGAUUGGAGACCCUCCUCCGAACGAGGUCACCCAGAUCUACGGGCCUGACAGCAGUCCCGCUUAUGUCUUUGGCCCUGACACAAACACCGGCCAGCUGGCACGUGCCCACCUGCCAAACCCAUUCUACCGGGACUUCGCCCUCAUCUUCAACCUGAAACCCACCUCCAACAGGGGCGGUGUCAUCUUUUCUAUCACAGAUGCCUCACAGCAGAUCAUGUAUGUGGGUGUUAAGCUGUCAAAUGUGCAAGGUGGCAACCAGAACGUCAUCCUGUACUACACGGAGCCCGACUCACAGCAGUCGUAUGAGGCAGCCAGGUUCCUUGUGCCCUCCAUGAGGGAUACCUGGACUCGCUUCGCCAUUGCUGUGAGGGAUGAUAAGGUGAUGUUCUACCUCAACUGCGACACAGACCCCCAGGUGAUGCGCAUUGAGAGGUCUCCGGAUGAGAUGGAGCUGGAGGCUGGAGCCGGGGUCUUUGUCGGACAAGCUGGAGGAGCUGAUCCUGAGAAGUUUCUGGGGGUGAUUGGUGAGCUGAGGGUGGUGGGAGACCCCCGGGCUGCUGAGAGGCACUGUGAUGAGGACGAGGAUGACUCGGAUAUGGCUUCAGGUGAAGGAAGUGGCUAUGAGGAAACCAGACCCCACAAACCAGAUGUGAGCCAUCGAUGGACGACGACUCCUCCAUCUUCCCGGCCCAUUCAGCAGCCACCGCUGACCAGGAAUGAGGGAGCGUCAACUGCAAGAGAAACAGGGCCAGUUGGGGCUAAAGGAGAAAAGGGGGACCGAGGAGACAGAGGAGAAAAAGGAGACAGGGGUCCAACUGGGCCGAAGGGAGAGACUGGCUCUGGCUCAAGCUCACGGGGUGGAGCACGUGGAGAGAAGGGAGAACCAGGAGAAAAAGGACAAAAGGGAAGUGCAGGCUUUGGCUACCAAGGAGCAAAGGGAGAUCCUGGCCCUCCUGGGCCCCCUGGUGUCCCUGGCCCUCCAGGGCCCGCAACUGAGUUUUCAACUGGCGGUGAUAGCUCAGCUGUUUCCAGAGUCCCUGGACCCCGAGGACCAGCUGGACCACAGGGUUCUCCAGGCCCCCAGGGACCACCAGGAGCUGAUGGAGAGCCAGGUGAUCCUGGUGAGGAUGGAAAAGCUGGUCCUGUUGGCCCUCCAGGCUUCCCAGGAACCCCAGGGGAUCCUGGACUUAAAGGAGACAAGGGAGACCGUGGAGAGGGACAUCCUGGCCCCAGGGGACCCCCAGGACCUCCGGGGCCCCCAGGACCAGGAUACAGAUCUACUUUUGUGGACAUGGAGGGCUCAGGGUUCCCUGAUCUGGAAUCUGUUCGGGGACCACCUGGUCCUCCAGGUCCGGCUGGUCCUCCUGGGCCUCCUGGUCCUUCUACGUCAGGCACAGGAUUGAGUUCUGGGGCAUUCGGACCACCAGGAAAGGACGGAGCGCCCGGUCAACCUGGCCUGCCUGGUUUGCCGGGCACUGAUGGCUUACCAGGAGUUCCUGGUCCUAAGGGAGAAAAGGGUGAUUCAGGCGAGCUGGGUCUUCCAGGAGCAGUUGGAGAGAAGGGAGCUCAAGGUGACCCUGGUUUACCAGGACCUACAGGAGAGCCUGGACUAGCUGGUCUACCUGGACCCAUGGGACCCGUCGGGCAACCUGGGCCUCCUGGACCACCUGGACCAAGUUACCGUGUUGGAUUUGAUGACAUGGAAGGCUCUGGUGCAGGUUUCAUCAAUGGACUUCCUGGUGUCAGAGGACCAGAAGGACCACAGGGUCCUCCUGGCCUUCCUGGACUUCCAGGUAAACCUGGGUUCCCUGGUCUACCAGGUCCAAAGGGCAGUGAAGGUUCGGUGGGACGGGAUGGGCAACCAGGGUUGGAUGGCUUCCCUGGACCUCAGGGACCAAAGGGUGACAGAGGAGACAAAGGAGAGCAGGGUGACCCAGGUCGAGAUGGAACAGGACUCCCAGGACCACCAGGCCCACCUGGACCACCAGGACAAAUCAUCUACCGGACAUCUGACAAUUUGGAGGGUGUUGGCAGUGUCGGGGCUGAGGGAUCACCUGGUUUACCUGGUCAAGCUGGAUUCCCUGGUCCGAUGGGGCCAAAGGGUGACAGAGGAGACCCUGGCCCUGCAGGCUACGGGGUGAAGGGUGAGAAGGGGGAGCCGGGCUUAGUUAUCGGACCUGAUGGAAGUCUUCUGUCUCUGGAGGGGCUAACAGGUGUGAAGGGAGAGAGAGGACCACCUGGACCUGUUGGACCCUCUGGCCAGUAUGGACCUCCUGGAUUAAAGGGUGAAAUCGGAAUGCCUGGUAGACCUGGUCGCCCUGGUGUGAAUGGGUACAAGGGUGAGAAAGGAGAGCCAGGAGGAGGCUAUGGCUUCCCAGGAGUCCCUGGCCCUCCAGGACCACCUGGACCCCCUGGGCCAGCCAUUCCAAUAGAUCGCUUCAGUCGCUAUGACGACACUUCAAGGAAUUACCCAGCAGUUAAAGGAGAGAAAGGAGAGCGUGGAGAUCCAGGUCUUCCAGGAAUCCCAGCCUCAAAUUUCGAUAUUUACGCAUUCAAGAAUGAACUGAAGGGGGAGCGUGGAGAUAAUGGUGUGAAGGGUGAAAAGGGAGAGCCUGGUGGUGGAUAUUAUGACCCACGUUUUGGAGGAGCACAAGGCCCACAAGGGCCUCCUGGCAAACCUGGCCUGCCGGGUCCAAAGGGAGAUGCAGUAAGGGGCCCUCCUGGACCCCAGGGGCCACCAGGGCCACCAGGGAUUGGUUAUGAUGGGCGCCCAGGUCCUCCAGGACCACCUGGACCUCCAGGACCCCCAUCUCCCUCACUUCCUGGAGCUGGAGCAUACAGACCCAACCAACCUGUCAAUGUCCCAGGACCCCCUGGGCCUCCUGGUCCACCUGGAAUUCCUGGUCUCUCCUCUGGGGUUGCAGUCUUGAGGUCAUAUGACACAAUGAUUGCUACUGCCAGGCGACAGGCAGAGGGCAGCCUCAUCUACAUCAUAGAUAAAGCAGACCUGUAUUUGAGAGUACGCAAUGGACUGCGGCAAGUCAUGCUUGGAGAGUAUAGUCCCUUCUUCAGAGAUCUGGAGAACGAGGUGGCUGAGGUCCAGCCUCCACCUGUGAUCCUGUACCCCCAGUCCCAGGACCAGUCACACAACAACGGAGCCGGCCAUUAUUCCCAGGGUAGCUCUGUAAUACGACCCAUUGAUCCUCUGCCACACCCACCAGUGGAGCCCAGGUACCCUCCACAGUAUGAUCCCAGAUUCCCAGACCCGAGACACACUGGUCAGACAGACGGAAGAUUAGCCACCCAGCAGACUGAGAACAAAUACCCAGUCACUCCACAGUGGCGACCCAACCCACCUGUUCCGCAGCCUGCUGGCCCUGUGGACACGGCAUCAGGACUACAUCUCAUCGCCUUGAACGCCCCUCAAACUGGCAACAUGCGAGGAAUCCGCGGGGCAGACUUCCUGUGCUUUCAGCAGGCCCGUGCUGUAGGUCUGAAGGGGACCUUCAGAGCUUUCCUGUCCUCCAAGCUGCAAGACCUCUACACCAUCGUCCGCCGGUCGGACCGGGACAACUUCCCCAUCGUCAACCUCAAGGAUCAAGUGUUGUUCGGCAGCUGGGAGUCCAUCUUUGGGGACAACGCAAGCAAAGUUAAGGAGAAUGUACCGAUCUAUUCCUUCGAUGGAAGAGAUAUCCUCAGAGACAGCGCAUGGCCAGAGAAAAUGGUCUGGCAUGGAUCGAGCAACAAAGGCCACCGGCAAACAGACCACUACUGCGAAACAUGGCGGGCGGGCGACCGCGCUGUGACUGGUCUGGCAUCCUCACUAAACAACGGCCACCUCCUGCAGCAAACCUCGAGCAGCUGCUCGGGCUCCUACAUCGUCCUCUGCAUUGAGAACGCCUUCACAUCACACUCUAAAAAAUAAAUCCAGUCCAUUCCGCCUUUUUUUACUUUUUUUUUUUUUUUGCUCUGGGCCCUAGUUAAACACACUUUUAAUCCUGUGAUAAUACACCUCGUGAACAUGUUGCGUCCGAUGAACUGGCCCUGUGGCUCUUUGCCUGGCAGAGACUCUUUGCAUUGUCUGCUCCUCCCCUCUACAAACGCCAAAGAGAUGGGUUGAACAGAGGGGUGUUGGUCCUUUUUCUCGGGGGGCAUUGGCACAUAUUUUCUCAAAGGGGUGAGAUGAGAGCAAAGAAACUAAAUGCGCUCUCUGAUCAUAUCCAUUUUUUAAAAUUCUGUGUAUUACAUGUUUGUCGUUUGUGAUUUUUUGACGUUAUCAAUAUUUUAUCUUUUGGACUGUUUAUAAUAAUGCUAUAUCCAUCCAUCAUUGUUGUUUUUUUAUUUUAGGUUUUGAUCAUUUCCACAUUUUUUUCAAAUUUCAUUUUAGAAUUGUGGGCUAUGAUGGGGUAUAGCAAACUUUUUACGACUAUUUUAAAUUUAAAGAAGAUAAUAGAUAUUUAUUUUUAAAUGAAGUUAUGUAAGACAAAAAAAUGAUUUGGAAAAAUAAAAUUUGCUAAAUACCCUCAUUUAUACUCUAUACCACAAACCGAUUAGCUCUUUUCAUAUCACAAACUGUGCCUUUUCACACAACCAGGAGUGCUUUACAAAAUAAGCUCAUAUAAUGAACCACUUUUUUGUAUGAUUUAUUCUACAAAUAUGCAAAAGUUAGAGCGUUUUUUUUUUUUUUUGCUCAAGUGCAUUCAGAUGUUUUUACUUGACACUAUUAUAUUAAAUGACCUUGUUGAGACACGGACAUCACUGUAAUGAAUAAUCCCACAUCCAGACAGCAAGAUUCCUUCUAGCUGAAAUUGAGCCUUAUGAAUGGAAAAUGAUGCAUUUCCUUUUUACCAAUUUUUAAAACCUAUCAGUGAGUAAGCUGGAAAUGAUUAGUUCGCUGCUAAUCUUUGUUGGCGUGACUGCUGUCUCGGGUGUCGGGGCAGAAAAACUGGGAUGUUAAGAAGACAAGUUUUGCAGUAUUUCAGAGACUAACCUGAACCUUAGUGCUACUGAUGUCUUGAUUGAACCUGUGGACAUCCAUUUUUAUAACAAACUGUGCUGUACUGUUUUUCCCAGGCACUGAAUAAAAAGCCCUUUUCAACUACAAUAAUAAAA
Molecule: messenger RNA, 5706 nt
Organism: Scatophagus argus
Lineage: Eukaryota; Metazoa; Chordata; Actinopteri; Scatophagidae
Gene: col18a1a
Product: collagen type XVIII alpha 1 chain a
Exons: 41
Coding region: 227-4519 (1430 amino acids)
Cellular component (GO): basement membrane
Source: RefSeq, a predicted model, not a curated record